This is a messenger RNA of Monascus purpureus, 258 nucleotides long. The record is from the annotation of a GenBank genome assembly. NCBI's taxonomy places the organism in Eukaryota, Fungi, Ascomycota, Eurotiomycetes, Eurotiales, Aspergillaceae.
AUGGCACUUUUUCUCCCGAGUGUCAUCAACAGUGCCUCACCCAGCAUCCAUGUCUCGACAACGUAUCAGCAAUUUUAUGGAACGAACUGGAUUGUCAACACAUUCGCAGGUUUGUCGGUGCAUUGGUUGCUCUAUCUAGCUUUUCCGUGCAAGGAGACCCUUGUCGUUGCAGGAGAAAGCAACGUCCUCGACGUGAAAGUACCAGAGGAGAAGAUUGUGGAAGACAUCCAUAUUAAGGCUGAUGAUGAAAAGGUCUGA